This is a messenger RNA of Bolinopsis microptera, 1020 nucleotides long. Its product is annotated as tRNA N(3)-methylcytidine methyltransferase METTL2-like. Gene Ontology annotation, molecular function: tRNA (cytidine-N3)-methyltransferase activity. The transcript has a single exon. The record is from RefSeq and is a predicted model, not a curated record. Bases 15 to 926 code for a protein of 303 amino acids. Lineage: Eukaryota; Metazoa; Ctenophora; Tentaculata; Lobata; Bolinopsidae.
CCUACAAUUGUGCUAUGGAGAAAAGACCUCAGUUUGGACAGAGAUUUUUAACAGAUGAUGCAGAAGUCUUUGCCCAUAAUGCUUGGGAUAUGGUCGACUGGGGCGAAGAACAAGAAUUAGCUGCACAAGAUACAGUGUCAAAAAAUAGCUGCCGUCCAUCUGAAGAUGUAUACCAAGAUGUACUCAACAACUCUGCUAAAAAAUGGGAUAAAUUCUAUGGGAUCCAUAAUAACAAGUUUUUCAAAGACAGACAUUGGUUGUUCACUGAAUUUCCUGAACUAAAAGAUUCUUCGGAAAAUGUAGAAAGGGUGAAUAUUUUUGAAGUUGGUUGUGGUGCUGGAAAUACCAUAUUUCCCAUCAUAGAGCACAGUGAUGAAAAUGCAAAUAUUUUUGUAUAUGGGUGUGACUUUUCGUCAACUGCAGUUGAUAUUGUGAAGUCGAGUAAGUUGUACAGUGAUGACAAGUGUCAUGCUUUUGUUUGUGACAUCUCACAGAAAUCUUUGCAAGUACCUAUUCCUGAAGAAAGUCUUGAUCUCAUAACUAUGAUAUUUGUUUUAUCUGCACUAAAUCCUGAUGACAUGGCUCAUUGCAUCCAAAAUCUCUCUAAAUAUCUCAAACCUGGUGGUCACAUCCUCUUUCGUGAUUACGGGCGUUAUGAUUUAGCGCAACUGAGGUUUAAAAACGGAAGAUGCCUCUCAGAUAAUUUUUAUGCUCGUGGUGAUGGAACAAAAGUUUAUUUUUUUACACAAGAUGAGAUGGACAAAUUAUUUACAGAUGCUGGCCUUGAAAAAGUGCAGAAUAUUGUUGACAGGAGACUGCAAGUUAACAGAGCUAGAAAACUGAAAAUGUAUAGAGUUUGGAUUCAAUGUAAAUAUGCCAAACCUAUUGCUAAUGUUAACAAAUCAGCUGAAAUUGAUUUAUCUUAAAUUUACUUGAAUCGGUAAAGAUGUUUCUUAUAAUUAGGAUUUAUUCUUUGGAGAUAACACAAUUGUUUUAUUGUUACACCUAUGUACUUUAGGA